Pyricularia grisea is the source of this 2395-nucleotide messenger RNA. RefSeq lists its product as uncharacterized. Gene Ontology annotation, cellular component: mitochondrion. Gene Ontology annotation, biological process: cardiolipin biosynthetic process; CDP-diacylglycerol biosynthetic process. The coding region runs from base 245 to 1858 and encodes 537 amino acids. The transcript has 3 exons. The record is from RefSeq and is a predicted model, not a curated record. NCBI's taxonomy places the organism in Eukaryota, Fungi, Ascomycota, Sordariomycetes, Magnaporthales, Pyriculariaceae. Gene Ontology annotation, molecular function: phosphatidate cytidylyltransferase activity.
CGUCAAUCCCGCCAAACCGGGUAGAAAUUUGGGCGCUGCCAAACGGUUCUAACCUCCACUUCUCGACGCAUUCAUUACGUCUUAUUUAACUUUCCUCUCUACUGCGGCGUUUCCGGCUUUGGCCCAAGUCUUUGGCAUAAACACAUACCGGAUUUACCUUACCCAUCCCAUUGCGAAUCUCUUAGCAAUUAUCAGACGCGUGAUAUUUUUGGAGCUCCAGCUGUCCGUCUGUUGGAACUGCACAAUGCUACAGGUCUUGCGCUGGAGGGGCGCAAGCCUUACACGUACCCUCAUUUUCAACCAGAGAGUGUCAACGGCAUCUACGGCAAGGCCGACAUACUUUACAUACAGACUCCUUACCCCAACUCAGAGCGGCACAUCGACACGCGCAUUCUCGAGCUCCACGAACGAUACUUCGUCCACUCUAAAAUCAGACUCCCGAAAUGCAAGUCGAACAACCGGCUCUCGGAGGUCGCUCGCGCAAGAGCAGACCCUAGAGUGGGAGGACAAGGUCAACUAUAAUGUGGUGGACAAGUUCAGCGAUCUUCCCUACCGGCACUUGGGGUACAACCAGCACAUGCUUAUCAAUGAGGAGUUCAAAAAGGCCUUGGGAGAUAUUGUCAAGUCCUUCCAGGCCCCCAUUAUAUACGCCUUCGCCUACGGCUCUGGAGUUUUCCCACAGUCAAAGCUUCUCGGGAAGGCACCUAGCGAUGAACUCCUUCGAUCAGUACACCCAAAACCAGACCCCGCCAUCGUGCGCGCUCAGGGAGAGAGCCCCAAGAUGAUCGACUUCAUCUUUGGCGUGUCUCACACCCAGCACUGGCACUCUCUCAACAUGAGGCAGAAUCGUCACCACUACAGCGCAGUGGCAAGCCUCGGCUCCGGGCUUGUGAGCCGUAUUCAGGAUCACUACGGCGCUGGCGUCUACUUCAAUCCAUAUGUGAACGUGAACGGGACGCUGAUUAAGUACGGUGUUGUAAACGUCGAUACGCUGUGCCGUGACCUGACCGAGUGGGAUACGCUGUAUCUCUCCGGGAGGCUACACAAGCCCGUCAAGAUCAUCCGCGACAACGCGCGGGUCCGGCUGGCAAACCAGACAAACUUGCUGGCGGCCAUCCGAACCGCCCUGCUCAUGCUCCCAGAGGAGUUCACCGAGCAGGAACUGUAUUCGCUGAUUGCAAGUCUAAGCUACCUUGGUGACCCACGAAUGCGCUUCCCCACAGAGAACCCGCGCAAGGUCGGCAACAUUGUCAACAACAACAAGAUACACUUCCGCAACCUCUACGCACCUCUCAUCCGUGUGCUGCCUAACGUGAGGUUUCUGAUUGAUGACCCCGAGACAGCCGACCCGGCUCAGGAUCUGCGCAUGAGGCAGGCCAUGUCGGACGAGACGCGAGGCAAUAUGGUUCGCAGACUGCCUAAGCGAUUCCGAUCACGAGUCUACUUCCAGUACCAAAAGAAGUGGCAGAUCUCGCGGGCGGAUUUCAACGCGGCCACCGAGAACCUGCACACGGAGGAAGGCGGCAUCACGUUUGGUACCCGGCUGGGCGGCGAGUUCGACCAGCGCAUCGCCAAGGACGACGAAGUCGAGCGUCGGGAGAUUCUGAGGGCCGUCAUCAAGCAGACCACCAGCUGGCCUAGCACAGCCCAGUCGCUGAAGGGCAUCGUCAUGUCCGGGUUCGGCAGGUCUUGGCGGUAUCUAAGCGAGAAGAUGUCCAAGUACCGUGAGGGCAAGAAGCCUCUGCCGGCUCCAGAGGCUGAUGGCGGGAAAUCAGAUUCCAAGAGCAUCUCGAGCUCAAGCAGCGAGUCUCUUUCGGAAGAAAAGACCCAAGACGAGCACAAACCAAAAUCCCAGUGAAGCUAUUGGGGAUAUUGAUUUUCCUAAAAAGAAAAUUUUGCCCUUUUCCUUUGUCCGAGUAAUACGGUGUGGUAUAGAAAAGCGGGCAUUGUAUGCAUUGUAAAGGAGUUCUGGAUAGGCACGGUGCUUCUUCUACUUUUUGAGACUUUUUAUCAACGAUUGUCACCAACACCACUGAACAUUGAAGCUUCGCCGAGAUUGAGGCUCCAGCGACUAUUUUCUUCUAAUCCUCCAAAUAAUUUAUUCCAUCAGCCCAGGCCGAGACGAGCCGCGUGUGGUGAAACAUGGUCACUUUCUUGACGGAUGCAACAAGCCUUUUGGAAUUUAUAUUUAGGUAUGUGGUUGCCUCAGUACUACCCUGGUAGCUCUGUGCGUGAUUGCUUGCCAGGUUCCCAUACAUUUCCCCUUAUCUUGGAAGCUCCCCUCCGGUUCAUGUUCAAACCAGCGAUGACACCACCACCUCUCAUCGAUCUCACCAACUACUGUCAGUUUCGAGAAGGGGAUUAAUUUCGAAUCACGAAAUAAGGCACUUCCUGU